Messenger RNA from Drosophila simulans, 8911 nucleotides. RefSeq names its product ecdysone-induced protein 75B, isoforms C/D (gene Eip75B). Gene Ontology annotation, molecular function: RNA polymerase II cis-regulatory region sequence-specific DNA binding; nuclear receptor activity; zinc ion binding. The coding region runs from base 2075 to 6301 and encodes 1408 amino acids. Lineage: Eukaryota; Metazoa; Arthropoda; Insecta; Diptera; Drosophilidae. The transcript has 7 exons. Gene Ontology annotation, biological process: hormone-mediated signaling pathway; cell differentiation; positive regulation of transcription by RNA polymerase II. The record is from RefSeq and is a predicted model, not a curated record.
UGGCUUUCAGAGCUUUUGCUGUUUCAGUCAGAGAAAGUACGGCCAACGCAACGGUUGCGAAUAUAUUCCAACCUGCCGCGAUUCUAGCAAAUAAACAAAGCCCCACUGGCCGAGCAGAGAGUGAAUAAGUUCUCAACAAAUUUCCAAAGGAAUAUAUUGAAAAAUAUUAUAAUAAAUACACAUAUAGUGUCAAUAAAUCGGGGAAAUGUGCAAUAAUUAUGGGAGCUCGCCAAGGUCCCUUAUAUAAGCGAGAGCCCAUUGUCAAGGGCGCCAAGUGUUUGCCACAUUGAGCCGUGGCCGUGGCCGUAACCGUGUCCGUGUAUCGUGCUCGUAUCGUAUCCGUAGCGCCUCGUGAGCGUCCUUGUCCUUGUGCAGGCCGAACAGCUGCUUGGGUCCUGUCCUGUCCUGUUCCGCCCCCUUCGGCCGCGACCUCGUCUUCGUCCUUGUUCUUGAACCGUAGUCCUCCAAAAAUAUCCGCUGCUACAGCUACUCCGCCCUGAAAACGACCUUCCCGUGCGCCCAGCUGUUGCUACCGACCACCCACUCGAAUUCGACCCUCAGCUGUUGGCCAUACGAUAUACGAAAAAGAGGAGAGAGAAGCUUGCUAGCAUUAAUGUCAGAAAAUCGGAGAUAUAGCUAAAACAGCUGUGCGAUUCCUACGAAAUCAUUAUAUUCGUCACCCUUUCGCAAUGUGCUUCAAUAAGUUGUUCCUAAUAAACAAAUUCACCCUGCGAUUGCCUAACACAAAGGUCAAAAGCCAAAAGACACAGGUGUAAGAGCCCAAAACCACAAAAAAAAAAAAACAAACGAAGUAAAUCAAAUUGAAAUCAAAGUGAAAAUUCCCAAUGAAUGAGCUUAAAGCAGUUAAACAUACAAAAUUUAAUAAAAAGUGGCCCUUAAGCAUCCUUCAAAGCUCACACAACACCACUAAACAAACACAAACCAAUAUACAAAAAAUCAACUAAUUAUAUUUUUCUAGAGGUGUUUAAAAAAAACAACUACUACAUGGAAGUAUAAACACGGAAAUCUAAUUAAAAACAAAGUGAAAGAAGUUAAUGCUCAGGUUUAAAAGUUUAUAACAAAAAAGGCAACAAAAGCGUUGUGUUUCAUGUGCAAAAUCUUAAGAAAUAUCUAUACAAAUAAACAUAUAUAUUUUUGGAAUAAAAUUACUAAUACUAAUCAUAAUAAUAAAUCUUGUGAAUCGUGUAACUUGUUUAAAAUAUAAAGUAGUGUAAGCAGUGAAUAUAUUACAAUUCAAUUCAUUUAUAAACAAACAAAGAUUAAACCUUAUACACACCUAAAUACGAUCAUUAAAUAUAUAUAUUCUUAUACACGAUACGAUUUUAAUCAAUCAAUACAUCAAUCAAUUCAGCAAACAAUCGAGCGAUAUACUUCAAUUUGCAAAAAAACUACUUCAAAGAAAUACCUACAAACAUACUCAGACGCUGCUGUGGAUCAGGCGAAGCAUAAAUCAGCAAACAAUAAGCCAUCAAGUAUUAUUAGCAACUAAAACGAACUCAGACUCGGAAUCAGCCUCAGAAAUCUCAGCUCGAGAUCAUCCAACUUAACUCAACUUAACGCAACUCAGUCGAACUCAUCUCAUCGUCAACAGAAGUAGCCUCAACCAGAAUACAACAGAUACAAGUAUAUAUUUAGACAUAUGGUAAUGAUCAAGCAACUGUGGGCAGGUAUAGGAACAACGCUAAGCUAAACGUAAGGACUAAGGACAACAACAAAUUCUCUAGAUUACAAUAGAAUACAGAAGAAGAGGACAACUUUUUCAUGCAACUUUGAAGGCUGACAAAACAAAUUUUUGAUAAUCCAAAAGCAGAAGCGAACAAAUUACUAAAAACCACAAACAGCAACAAAACACGCGUUAAGAAGAAGAGACUGAUUUUAAAAUAAAAGAGCUAGGCAGCGGAAAGGAUAAAAGGCAGCAGAAGUGAGGCAAAAGUGAUUAAGGAUCAAAUCCAAUUAAAAAGAAAACAAAACGCAACUUUCCAUACAACAUAUUUAGAAUAUAUAUCUAAGACAGAUUGAUAUUUUUGAGCGAUUAUCCCUACUUUGAUAUAUCAUGUUGAAGAAACUCAAGUGCAUGGAGGCGGUCCAGGCAGCAGCGGCUGCAACAUCAUCCGGAGGAUCCUCCGGCAGUGGUCCUGGUUCCGGUUCCGGAUCUGCCUCGAAGCUGAUCAAGACCGAGCCGAUUGACUUUGAGAUGCUGCAUCUGGAGGAGAACGAACGGCAGCAGGAUAUAGAGCGGGAGCCGAGCAGCAGUAAUAGCAACAGCAACAGCAACAGCUUGACCCCCCAGCGAUACACCCACGUGCAGGUGCAGACCGUGCCACCACGCCAACCCACAGGUCUGACCACGCCCGGUGGCACCCAGAAGGUCAUACUGACCCCUCGCGUAGAGUACGUGCAACAGCGAGCCACCAGUUCCACAGGUGGUGGUGGGAUGAAGCACGUAUACAGCCAACAGCAGGGCGCUGCUGCAUCGCGAUCCGCUCCACCCGAGACCACGGCCCUACUGACCACCACUUCGGGCACUCCACAGAUCAUCAUCACCCGAACCCUACCCUCCAAUCAACACCUGUCGCGCCGUCAUUCGGCCAGUCCCUCCGCCCUGCACCACUACCAGCAGCAGCAGCAACAGCCGCAGCGUCAGCAAUCGCCGCCACCGCUGCACCACCAACAGCAGCAGCAGCAGCAUGUCCGCGUGAUCCGCGAUGGCCGGCUGUACGAUGAAGCCACGGUGGUGGUGGCUGCCCGUCGGCAUUCGGUGUCGCCACCGCCACUGCACCACCACUCCAGAUCGGCGCCCGUGUCUCCGGUGAUCGCCAGGCGCGGUGGUGCUGCCGCCUAUAUGGAUCAACAAUAUCAGCAACGGCAGACGCCACCGCUGGCACCACCGCCGCCGUCUCCACCGCCGCCACCACCACCACCGCCACCCCAACAGCAGCAGCAGUACAUCUCCACUGGUGUUGCACCACCCACGGCAGCGGCUCGCAAGUUUGUGGUCAGCACCAGCACGCGACACGUUAAUGUGAUCGCCUCCAAUCACUUUCAACAACAGCAGCAGCAGCAUCAAGCGCAGCAGCAGCAUCAAUCGCAUCAGCAGCAUGUGAUCGCCAGCGUUAGUUCUAGCAGCAGCUCAUCGGCCAUUGGAUCGGGCGGCUCUUCUUCAUCGCACAUCUUUCGCACGCCCGUGGUUUCCAGCAGCAGCAGCAGCAAUAUUCACCACCAGCAGCAACAGCAACAGCAGCAAUCGGUGAUGCGGCCACCUCCGCCGCCGCCGCCGCCCAAGGUCAAGCACGCCUCCAGCUCCAGCAGCGGCGGCUCGAGCAGCAGCAACACCAACAGCAGCAGCAGCAGCAACGGCGAGGAGCCGUCUAGCUCGAUUCCUGAUCUAGAAUUCGAUGGCACCACAGUGCUGUGCCGCGUUUGCGGGGAUAAGGCCUCCGGUUUCCAUUACGGCGUGCAUUCCUGCGAGGGUUGCAAGGGAUUCUUCCGCCGCUCCAUCCAGCAAAAGAUCCAGUAUCGCCCGUGCACCAAGAAUCAGCAGUGCAGCAUUCUGCGCAUCAAUCGCAAUCGUUGUCAAUACUGCCGCCUGAAAAAGUGCAUUGCCGUGGGCAUGAGUCGCGAUGCUGUGCGUUUUGGACGCGUGCCGAAGCGCGAAAAGGCGCGUAUCCUGGCGGCCAUGCAACAGAGCACCCAGAAUCGCGGCCAGCAGCGAGCCCUCGCCACCGAGCUGGAUGACCAGCCACGCCUCCUCGCCGCCGUGCUGCGCGCCCACCUCGAGACCUGCGAGUUCACCAAGGAGAAGGUCUCGGCGAUGCGGCAGCGGGCGCGGGAUUGCCCCUCCUACUCCAUGCCCACACUUCUGGCCUGUCCGCUGAACCCCGCCCCUGAACUGCAAUCGGAGCAGGAGUUCUCGCAGCGUUUCGCCCACGUAAUUCGCGGCGUAAUCGACUUUGCCGGCAUGAUUCCCGGCUUCCAGCUGCUCACCCAGGACGACAAGUUCACGCUCCUGAAGGCGGGACUCUUCGACGCCCUGUUUGUGCGCCUGAUCUGCAUGUUUGACUCGUCGAUAAACUCAAUUAUCUGUCUGAAUGGCCAGGUGAUGCGACGGGAUGCGAUCCAGAACGGAGCCAAUGCCCGCUUCCUGGUGGACUCCACCUUCAAUUUUGCGGAGCGCAUGAACUCGAUGAACCUGACAGAUGCCGAGAUUGGCCUGUUCUGCGCCAUCGUUCUGAUCACGCCGGAUCGCCCCGGUCUGCGCAACCUGGAGCUGAUCGAGAAGAUGUACUCGCGGCUCAAGGGCUGCCUGCAGUACAUUGUGGCCCAGAAUAGGCCCGAUCAGCCCGAGUUCCUGGCCAAGUUGCUGGAGACGAUGCCCGAUCUGCGCACCCUGAGCACCCUGCACACCGAGAAACUGGUCGUUUUCCGCACCGAGCACAAGGAGCUGCUGCGUCAGCAGAUGUGGUCCAUGGAGGACGGCAACAACAGCGAUGGCCAGCAGAACAAGUCGCCCUCGGGCAGCUGGGCGGAUGCCAUGGACGUGGAGGCGGCCAAGAGUCCGCUGGGCUCGGUAUCGAGCAGUGAGUCCGCCGACCUGGACUACGGCAGUCCGAGCAGUUCGCAGCCACAGGGCGUGUCCCUGCCCUCGCCGCCGCAGCAACAGCCCUCGGCUCUGGCCAGCUCGGCUCCUCUGCUGGCGGCCACCCUCUCCGGAGGAUGUCCCCUGCGCAACCGGGCCAAUUCCGGCUCCAGCGGCGAUUCCGGAGCAGCUGAGAUGGACAUCGUUGGCUCGCAUGCGCAUCUCACCCAGAACGGGCUGACAAUCACGCCGAUUGUGCGACACCAGCAGCAGCAACAACAGCAGCAGCAGAUCGGAAUACUCAAUAAUGCGCAUUCCCGCAACUUGAAUGGGGGACACGCGAUGUGCCAGCAACAGCAGCAGCACCCACAACUGCACCACCACUUGACAGCCGGAGCUGCCCGCUACAGGAAGCUAGACUCGCCCACGGAUUCGGGCAUCGAGUCGGGCAACGAGAAGAACGAGUGCAAGGCGGUGAGUUCGGGGGGCAGUUCCUCGUGCUCCAGUCCGCGUUCCAGUGUGGACGAUGCGCUGGACUGCAGCGAUGCCGCCGCCAAUCACAACCAGGUGGUGCAGCAUCCGCAGCUGAGUGUGGUGGCCGUGUCGCCAGUUCGCUCGCCCCAGCCCUCCACCAGCAGCCAUCUGAAGCGACAGAUUGUGGAGGACAUGCCCGUGCUGAAGCGCGUCCUGCAGGCUCCCCCUCUGUACGAUACCAACUCGCUGAUGGACGAGGCCUACAAGCCGCACAAGAAAUUCCGGGCCCUGCGGCAUCGCGAGUUCGAGACCGCCGAGGCGGAUGCCAGCAGUUCCACUUCCGGCUCGAACAGCCUGAGUGCCGGCAGUCCGCGGCAGAGCCCAGUCCCGAACAGUGUGGCCACGCCCCCGCCAUCGGCGGCCAGCGCCGCCGCAGGUAAUCCCGCCCAGAGCCAGCUGCACAUGCACCUGACCCGCAGCAGCCCCAAGGCCUCGAUGGCCAGCUCGCACUCGGUGCUGGCCAAGUCUCUCAUGGCCGAGCCGCGCAUGACGCCCGAGCAGAUGAAGCGCAGCGACAUUAUCCAAAACUACUUGAAGCGCGAGAACAGCACAGCAGCCAGCAGCACCACCAACGGCGUGGGCAACCGCAGUCCCAGCAGCAGCUCCACACCGCCGCCGUCGGCGUCCCAGAAUCAGCAGCGUUGGGGCAGCAGCUCGGUGAUCACCACCACCUGCCAGCAGCGCCAGCAGUCCGUGUCGCCGCACAGCAACGGUUCCAGCUCCAGUUCGAGCUCUAGCUCCAGCUCCAGUUCGUCCUCCUCCUCCACAUCCUCCAACUGCAGCUCCAGCUCGGCCAGCAGCUGCCAGUAUUUCCAGUCGCCGCACUCCACCAGCAACGGCACCAGUGCACCGGCGAGCUCCAGUUCGGGAUCGAACAGCGCCACGCCCCUGCUGGAACUGCAGGUGGACAUUGCUGACUCGGCGCAGCCGCUCAAUUUGUCCAAGAAAUCGCCCACGCCGCCGCCCAGCAAGCUGCACGCUCUGGUGGCCGCCGCCAAUGCCGUUCAAAGGUAUCCCACGUUGUCCGCCGACGUCACAGUGACAGCCUCCAAUGGCGGUCCUCCGUCGGCGGCGGCGAGUCCGGCGCCCAGCAGCAGUCCGCCGGCGAGUGUGGGCUCCCCCAAUCCGGGCCUGAGCGCCGCCGUGCACAAGGUAAUGCUGGAGGCGUAAGAGCGGGAGGAGGUAGGUGGUUUUACGCGGAGAAGUUGGAGAGACAGAGACUGGGAGUGGCAGUUCAGCGAAGCAGGAAGCAGGAUCACUUGGAUCGGCAGGAGUUGAAUUAAAUUAUUUUACCUUUUAAUUGAGCCGUGUACAAAGUUUGAAAGCAAAACCAACAUGCAUGCAAUUUAAAACUAAUAUUUAAAGCAACAACAAACAAAACAACUACAAGUUAUUAAUUUAAAAACAAACAAACAAACAACAAAAAACCCAAGCUUGAAUGGUAUUACAAAAGAAAAAGAAAAACAGAAAAAAUAUAAAUAUAUUUUAGCAGUUAAACUUUAACGUAGCAAGAAACCAACAAACCCAAGGCAGCGCUUUGAUUUCGCAUUAACUUUUCUUCAGCUGCUACCGAAAAGCCCCCCCUCUCACACCUACCCGUCUUUCGACCCCUGAUUGUUUUAUAAGUUUUAAGCUCUUGUUGUACAUAUUAAUUACGUUUAUUGGUAACUAUGUUUAGCGCUUUAGUUGUAGUUGGAGCAAAACUACUUUGCUUUUUUGGAUGUUUUUUGAAAAAACUGCAAAUUAUUAUUAUUAAAUUUUUAAAUACCUAAAAACAAAACAAUGUGUGUGAAAUUUUUUAUUGUGCGAUCUCCAAGCAGAAUUGAAGUGCAGUUUGCAACAAAUUUUAACUACGAUUAAGUUGAUAACGAUUCAUUUUUUAUGAAUUUAACUAAUUUUAUGAAUUUGUUAUAGUUUUCCACCCUUCUAUCGAUCUUUCUAUCUGACCAUCUAGCUACCCGUAUUCCUGAUUUCUCCUUUGGCACAAAGCUCUUCUCUAUGCUAAAGAAUCAAGUGGAAUAAAUAUUGUUUUCUAAUUUUAAAACUACCACAAAAAUACGAUUAAAAUAUACACGAAGUAAUUGAAAAUCAAACAAAAUGCUUAAAGUUUCAGCAGCAAGCAGUAAAACGACGAUGAAGAAGAGAAACCCAACGUUAAAUAUAUCUGUUGUGUACAUAGUUAAAUGUUAAAUUAAACACAAAAACAUAUUUAAAGUACAUAUAAAUACACAUAAUUAUUAAUGAAGAAACCUAUGCUUAAAAGAUUCAAUGUUUGAUUGGCAUCAUAGAAAACCAAGCGAAAAAUACAAAAAAAAAAAACAACAAACAAAAAUUAUGAUAUAUUAUUUAAAAGUAAAGUAUACAUUUAUAUUACAGAAAAACAAAAGAGAAAACUUGCGGUAGCAACAAAACUAUUAUAUUAAUUACAUUUUAAUUAUGCUGUACUAUUAUGAUUAUUAAUUAUUAUGAUUAAUUAAUUACGAUUUUUAUGCUUAGACAAACCAACAAAAAACAAAGAUGCAAAAACAAUUAAAAAAAAACAAAAAACAAGCAAAAAAUUACACUGGCGCAGAAAUUUGUAUUGUCAAAUCAAUAAAAAAUUUGUUUAAAAAUUUCAAAAGAAAGCCUCUUAAGUUUUUUCAUUUCUAUUUCCUUUUCAGUUGAACACUUUUUCUUAAACUGUUCAGUUUUACGUUACUUUGCUUUGGAAUGGUAAGAUUUUGGGUUUCACUUGAUUUCAUUUUCGUUUUGACUAUCGUGCUGUAAAAAUAUUUACUAAAUUAUAUCGAAAGUAUUUAUAUCAUAAUUAAAUAAACAACAAUUUUAUGUGUAUAAAUGAGCCACAAGGAAAAUGUGUAAAAACAAAAACCGUCAGCGGUGGCAAAAAAAUGCAAAGAGAAGGGGAAAUCUACAAGAAAUAUUAUAUUCUUUUAAAAUUUAUGCAGCGUAAGGAAGCGAUGGUUCCACCAAAACCACGAAAUUAACAAAGAUAUCACACUUCAAUAAUUGACUCUAUAUAUACACGCCAGCAUAUGUACGUAGAUGAAACGAUUUUGGUGUCUGAGUGUAUGUAUGUAGGUGUAUGUAACAUUGUCCGUAACUUUUAGCCAGAAAAACGACAGCAGAAAAUUGUAAUUGUGUAACUAAAAGUGAAUAUUUUAUGUAAAAACUAUCUCAGCAUUGGGCGAUGAUGCAGAUGGGUGUUUAUGGUGGUCAAGAUGAUGAUAAUGGUGAUGGAUUCUGAUAGGGAAAUCCAACCGAACGACGGCAGCGACAACUGAAACAAUGAAAUUGCGACAAUUAAGCGUAACGUAACGUAAAGUAUAUGUAAAACGUAUCCGUAAACAGCCGUAAGAGUUUAAAGUAAAGUAAUAGAAACUAAAACAUUGAAAGGAAUAAUGCAACUUUGAGGCAACUCCAGCUGAGGCAUAUGAAAUACCGUAUGAAUAAUAUCUAUUAAUAUAUAUAUACACAUGAAUAUAUUUUCAAGGACAGUCACAAAUCAAAUUGCGGCAAAAAAGAGUUUUUAAACAUGAGAAUUUGGCAAAAAUCGAAAAAAAAAUAUGUGAAGAAUGAGACGGGAGGAAAAGCAAAUGUUCCGAAAAUUGAUUGAAUCUCCAUAAAAAUAAAAAUUAACAGAAAAUUUGUAUUUGUGAAAUAACAUAAUAUUACAGUUUGUUUUAAAUGGAAACACAAUGAAAACCCCCCAGAAUGGAAUAUGUGAAUAAAAUAUUGAAAAUAAGUAUUUAAAAUAUAUCAACAAAAAUUAUGAAAAACAAA